AUGUGCUGUUCAUCGAUGAAGGGAGCAAGGAACAACCGCGAGGACGCCUACAAGAUAGCAGCUGACGAGCCGAGUCCCGGGGAUCAAGCAAGUACUACACCUACCGUUCAAAAGUACACUUGGGAAAAGCGAGCCGAAAUCGAUUUGUCAAAGUACAAAGUGGCCCAGGUCGACGGGGCCCUCGAAAAACGCACCGACAUCAAGGGCCAACAGUUUUUGAUCGAAAACUGCAAAAACAGCGUCAUCCUGCUGCUCGAUAAUUCUGCAACAGUAACCGUGGACGACUGUGAGAAUUGUCUGAUCGUGAUUGGGCCGUGUGCAGGGAGCGUAUUCAUCCGCGACACGAACAAGUGCAGCGUGUGGGCGGUUUGCCAGCAAUUGCGUACGCGGGAUUGCCACGAUCUGAAGUUGGCGCUGCACUGCGCCACGCAGCCGAUCAUUGAGAAUACGCGGCUCGUCGUAUUUCACCCGCUGGCGCUGAAUUAUUCUGGGAUUCGAGAAAAUCUAAUCGCCGCCCGAUUGUCACCAUUUUUGAACAACGCGCACUCGGUGCACGAUUUUACGCCCGACAAAUAUACGCCGAAUUAUACGCUUUCUAAAAAGAUGCUGCUACCGCAACAACCCUUGAGCCUUCUGCUCAGCCCGCAGCAGACGGACGUUUCGUUCCAGUCGAAUUCGUCCUUUUUCAUCGCGACCCCGCGGGAAGAUGGAGCGGCCGGCGGCCCCACGGAGACCCUGACGAUCUAUGUGACGCAGAGUGAGGGGGAAACGGUAGAGGCUUUCUUCACGCGCUGCCUCCCGGGCCUGGCCGACCUGCGAAUUGACGGGGUCAGCUGCACGGCUACUCGUGAUGUGCUCGCCACUAAAAACGACCUCAUCCAUUGUAUGGAUUCAUGCCCGGAAUUUACAUCUGGACAUAUCGUCGCCCUCUACCUGGACUGUGAGGCCGAGAAACGGGAAGAGGUGCCCGGAAAAUUGUCGGCCGAUUGGAAAUGCGUGCCGGAGAGUCUGGACGACACCUUCCGGAUCACGAUCGACCGCCUGAAUCUCUCGUCGUUGUCCGUA
This is a messenger RNA of Mesorhabditis spiculigera, 1065 nucleotides long. NCBI's taxonomy places the organism in Eukaryota, Metazoa, Nematoda, Chromadorea, Rhabditida, Rhabditidae. The record is from the annotation of a GenBank genome assembly.